AUGUCUUCAUUCAAACUCGAGACGGUCUUCCUCAUGAACGUUGUUCUCUAUCUCCCCCUUUCAGACGUGAAGACUUUUUACACUGUCUCACACUCUACACAACAAAGUUGUCUCAGAAUGAAGACAAACCCAUGGGGUUAUAGCGACGAUAUACAUCCAACUGCUUCACUUGAAACAAUUCACACGUUUCUCCCAAACAUCGAGACCCUCACAAUCCCUCACAAAGUCGUUGGUGUUGUGUUUCAGCAAUUUCGUCACGCGAAACAAGUCUCUUACAUCGACAAUUUCACAGAAAAAGAAACUACAAAACAAUACAGACACAUCGAAGCACUCAAAGCAAAGAACAAAUUUACAACAACACUUGCAGAGACAACAAUAUACAUCGGCCCUGCAAACAUCAUUCCAACUGACACUUCGAGAGUCUCGAAAAUAGUUUGUUUGCAGGAUUUCUUCUUCUUCACAAAGAAGAUCGAGUGGUCUGCAUUUCCCGUUCUCAAAACAAUUGUCAUCUUUUUGGUCUUCACAAACGAAACACUCAAAGCCGAUUUGAUGCAAAUUAAAGAGCAGUGUAUCCCAGACUCUAUCAACGUCGUUUUCAAAACCACUUUCGCGUUUAAGCAACUUUUAACUUCAACAAUUAAAAACAUCUUCAACACUUUUUUGGAUGGGGGAAUUCCUGUGAUAUUCAAUGAAGAUGAAAAUCACACCACAUUUGUAUAUUCACAACAGUUCAACACAAACUUCGCCAAACUCGAGAACUCGAAAAAGCAACUUGAGUAUCAACGGUUGUACCUCCCAACGAAACUUAAUAUCAGCAACAAUGGAGACUACAACAUUUUCAAUUACCUCAAAAAGGUGAAGAUUUACAAUGCGAGUGUUGUGCUUCCACCAUCUAUCGAAGAGAUACAUAUCAUGAAGAAAACUGUUCUUAUUGAGAACAUCGAGUGUCUCAGCAACUUAAAGACGAUUUGUAAGUGCGACGAUUAUAAUGUGCCGACACGUCUCGUCGACAAAAUUGUAUUUGACACUGUCACAUUCAACGAUUACUACCCUUUCAUCUAUGUCAUGUUUCUUUGUUACAUUCUUCUUAAGCUUAUGGUGAUGCUAUUUGUAUCACAUUUUGACAUCUCCACGGCAAUCUUGUCGGUCAAAAUUGAAUCGAUGUUGUUCAUGGACGCGUUACUUCUCUUUGUGUGUGGCGUCACCUUAUUUGACAAUCGGAACAUACUCGUCUUUGUGUCCGUCUCAAUUGUUACGAUCUUUUGUUUGGUAUUUACUUACUGCGGCUUUUAUGUGACUAACACUCUGACAACAACAAUUUACGUGAGCUCUCAGUGCAUCCUUUCUCUGUUUUGUGCAAGUCUAACGGGAAACUUCAACUCGGGGGCUUACAAAUUCUCGGAAAAGCUGUACCACUACACACACUUUAAAGUCCUCCACUUCAUCUUCUCACGCUUUGAAGGUAAAAACGGUGAGAAAAUGUGUAGACAAGUUAAAAUACCUUUCAUGUACUUUGUCAUUGCUUUGUCGUUGUUUAGCAUCUCUUGUAUGGCACAUACAACGUGGUACUUUAUUAUUCUCUUAAUGUGUGGCGUUGUGUUUAUACUCGUCUACACAUAUUUCUUGCUCUUUGGAGAUUCACAGCUUUGA
This is a messenger RNA of Entamoeba invadens IP1, 1650 nucleotides long. RefSeq lists its product as hypothetical. NCBI's taxonomy places the organism in Eukaryota, Evosea, Mastigamoebida, Endamoebidae. Bases 1 to 1650 code for a protein of 549 amino acids. The transcript has a single exon. The record is from RefSeq and is a predicted model, not a curated record.